Messenger RNA from Fundulus heteroclitus (mummichog), 1943 nucleotides. Its product is annotated as zinc finger protein. Lineage: Eukaryota; Metazoa; Chordata; Actinopteri; Cyprinodontiformes; Fundulidae. The coding region runs from base 3 to 749 and encodes 248 amino acids. The record is from RefSeq and is a predicted model, not a curated record. Gene Ontology annotation, molecular function: zinc ion binding; nucleic acid binding. The transcript is spliced from 6 exons.
AGAUGAAGAUGAAGUCUGUGGGUGUCGUGGAUGGAGGUUUAUUCACAGAGAGCUAUUGCAACAUCUGCAAUGCUCAGCUCAUCUCCGAGUCCCAGCGCACUGCUCACUAUGAGAGUAAAAAACAUGCAAACAAGGUACGUCUGUUCUACAUGCUACACCCUGAAGAUGGAGGACCACCUUCCAAAAGACUGAGGCCAGAUAAUCCUGACUGCGCAGAAACAGAAGUAGACAGAAACAAGUGCUGUACCUUGUGUAACAUGUUCUUCACCUCCGCCAUUGUGGCCCAGUCCCACUACCAGGGCAAAACCCAUGCCAAGCGAGUGCGUCUAGUGCUUGGGGAACCACCAAACCUGUCUACAGCCAUAACAAGCCCUACAAACACAGAUUCCUCACCAACCACACCGCAGACCACAGACCCCAACACUUCCCCUGCCUUACCAUGGCCCACGCCGGAGCUCAGUGGAAACGGUGGCAGAGAAGCUGGGAAGUACUGCUGCUUGUGCGGAGCGUGGUUCAACAACCCCCUCAUGGCACAGCAGCACUAUGAGGGGAAGAAACACCGCAGAAAUGCAGCCAGAGCACGUCUCCUGGAGCAACUAGCAGGCAGUCUUGAUGCCACAGAGAGCACAGGGCUGCGCAGUAGUUACUCUUGCAGUGUCUGCAGUGUGGUUCUUAACUCUAUCGAACAGUACCAUGCACACCUCCAGGGCUCCAAGCACCAGAACAACCUAAAGCAACACCAGCAGUAAGUCAGACCACAUGGGAAGGAAGAAGCAAUGAAGACAGAGUGGGAUAAACAACUUCAGAAAAAAAAAGGACCUAGUGCAAGAAAGUAGUGCAGAUUAACUACAGUGUGUAUGCUUGUUUGUUUGUCUGUGUGUGAGUGUGUAUGUAUAGGUGAGUGUUGUGGGCAUCUAUGCACAUAUCUAAAGUGUGUGUACGUAGGGAAUAAUUGUGUGUUCAUUUCUAUAUCCGGGGUAUAUUCAGUAUGAUGUUUUUGAUUGUUUAACAGUCUGAACAAUCUUCAGAAAAAUUGCAGCUGAGGAUUUCUCACUUAGCUCCUCAUAAAUUGAACUGAUGUCACUGCACUACCCAGACUGGUAGUAACCGUUGCGACGAUCGCUACAGAACAGAAGUACUAAUAACUCUGUGACUAGCGGUCCCCAAGUGCUCUGACAGUGAUCCAAGUUUGGAUACGAUCCUUUAUGUUGACAUGUUUCUAACACAGCGCCUUGCAGAAGAAUUCAUACUCCUUGAACUUUUUCAUAUCUUCCUACAUUACACACACAAACUUUAAUGUACUACACGGGUGUUAAUGUGACCACAGCUUUCAUAUUGUUUUACAAAUAAUAAAAUCUUAUUCAGGUGCAGUAAGAAAAUUCUUUGUAGAACUAUCUUCCACCGCAAUAAUAGCUUGAAGUCUAGUGGGGUAUGUUCCUACCAGCUAUGCACAUCUAGAGGGUGAAAUCUUUACUCAGUCUUCUUUGGAAAGUAGCAGAAGCUCAGUCAGAUUGGAUGGAACAUCAGUGACCAUAUACAGUCAUACUCAAUAACUUAGGAUUUGCAAUUUGAUGAGACUUGUUUAAAAGUACCAUUUGAAAGGUAUUGAAAAUACUUUUCACUUAGCCUAAAUAUUUGCACUAUAAUAUUUUUUUUUAUUUGUCUGAUUUUCCAAUAUUAAAUGUCAUAUUUUAGUUAGCAGCUUGCAGAAUAUCCUCAUAAUUAACAGAAAUAAGGGUUUUAAAACAUUGUGUUUUAACACUCAGUGAAUUGGGUUACUUAAAUAAAUUAACUUAAUAACAUUCUACUUUAUUAAAUAUGACUGUAUAUGCAAGACAUGGCACGAGUUCUCUGUUGAAUUUAGGUAUUUUCUGGGCCAUUGUAAAACAAGCUCUGAUCUGGCACUGGCGGUUUUUUGGAGGGUUGUUAUUGUCCUGGAAGGC